UUUCACGACUUUUUCUGUACAAAGGACAGUGCACCAAACUAAAGUUCGACUGAAACUGUCAUGACAAAAAAAUCCAAUGGCGAAAUUUUGUCACUUCCAGUUUCCAGUGUCAAAAUUCGCCGCCAUGUUGGUUUUCUCUUUCUUUCCGGUUUCGCAAAGAUGCCGUUCCAGCGAUUUGUAGAGACUGGCCGGGUGGCCAAGUGCUCCCAUGGCCCUCUUAAGGGUAAACUCGUGACAAUUGUGGACUGUAUUGAUCCCAAUCGCGUCCUAAUUGACGGACCCUGCACCGGAGUUACGAGACAAGCCUACCGUCUCAACAAUCUCCACCUCACCAAGUUUGUCCUCCGUUUCCCCUUCACAGCCCCCACCAGAGUCAUCCGAAAGGCUUGGCUUGAUGCUGACAUCAAUGCCAAGUGGGCUGAGACAGCAUGGGCCAAGAAAGCCAAGGCUCAGGAGAAGCGGUCAAAUCUCAAUGAUUAUGACAGAUUCAAGUUGCGCGUGGCCAAGAGAUCGCGCAAUCGCAUGCUCACAGUGCAGUUCAGGAAGCUGAAGCGAUAUGCCUCCAUCGAUGGCACGUUGUAUGGCAAGAAGAGUGUCCGAAAACCCAAAUUGUGGAAGGAUCAGCUGGCCAAGAGGAAGACCAAGAAGCCAACUGGAAAAACAGCCGCUGCUGCAGAGUAAAAAAAAACAAAAUUAUUUGUGAAAAAAUCACACAAUUCAAAAUAAAAACAUUCAAGAGGACACAGAAAAA
Phlebotomus papatasi is the source of this 751-nucleotide messenger RNA. RefSeq names its product 60S ribosomal protein L14 (gene RpL14). The record is from RefSeq and is a predicted model, not a curated record. Lineage: Eukaryota; Metazoa; Arthropoda; Insecta; Diptera; Psychodidae. Gene Ontology annotation, cellular component: ribosome; cytosolic large ribosomal subunit. Gene Ontology annotation, biological process: translation; ribosomal large subunit biogenesis. The transcript has 3 exons. Bases 61 to 681 code for a protein of 206 amino acids. Gene Ontology annotation, molecular function: RNA binding; structural constituent of ribosome.